Messenger RNA from Microsporum canis CBS 113480, 1245 nucleotides. RefSeq lists its product as hypothetical. Gene Ontology annotation, molecular function: protein binding. The transcript has 3 exons. Bases 1 to 1245 code for a protein of 414 amino acids. Lineage: Eukaryota; Fungi; Ascomycota; Eurotiomycetes; Onygenales; Arthrodermataceae. The record is from RefSeq and is a predicted model, not a curated record.
AUGUCGACUGAUAGCAAUUCCAACAGCCUUUCCACUAUAUUUAUAGACCAGCCUCCCAGCUGUCUCCAGUUUUGCCCUACAGCCCCUUAUUUCCUAGUGAUUGGAACAUACCUUUUAACGAUACAUGAAUCCGAUGCCAACUCAUUGUCCCCAGAGUCAUCUCGCUCGGGUAGCCUUCAGCUAUUUAGACUAAAUCCCCAGUCAUAUCAUCUUUCCCAAGUGCAGAGGCUAUCGCUAUCUCAUGCGGUAUUUGACCUUCAGUUUUCUUUACAUGACCCUUCGCUCUUUGCUGUUGCAUUGAGUGCUGGAAAGGUUUCGCUAUAUAGGGUUGAAAGUAGCUCUGAUGGCCCAGAUGCUGAUGUUUCUACCCAUUUUCUGAAUACCCUGAAUGUGCGUAAUGGUGAUACAAAUCUCAGUUUAUUUUUGGCCUGGAUUCCACCUUUGCCUCUGGAAGGAGAGCACGACAGGCCCCCUGCUACUGGCUUUGCGGUCUCGUUCUCUGACGGCCAAGUGUCGGUUUUCCAGAAAGAUAAUUUGUCCCCCACCUUACAGCAAGAAUCGUUGAAGGAGACACGUCUGGAAGGGAUGUCAAUCGAAGUUUGGUAUUUGGCAUUUCAUAGACGACAUGAUGGCCAACUUUCACUUUUCAGCGGGGAUGACUUCAACCAGGUUCGGGAAUUUACAUUUACAGACGAUUCAGAUUUCAACAUCGGAUCUCCGCCAUUUAAUGAUCGUGGCAAGUUCCAUGAAGGAGGAGUUACAGCUAUCCUACCACUGUGCAAUAGAGAUGAAGGAUCGAUUAUCCUUACUGGCAGUUACGAUCAGCAUGUUCGAGUCUACCGGUUCGGAACGCGCAGACAGGUUCUAGCAAGUAUGGAUCUAGGCGGAGGAGUCUGGAGGCUGAAACUUCUCAGAGUUGAAGACAAUCCCGAACCACAGGGAGCUCUAAAAAGUUAUGCUAUUCUUGCUAGCUGUAUGCAUGGCGGUGCGCGUGUAAUUCGUGUGGCGCAUCAUCUGAAGGAUUCAAAUACUGAGAAUACUUGGGAUAUCGAGAUUGUCGCUCGGUUCACAGAGCAUGAGAGCAUGAAUUAUGCUUCGGACGUGUGGCCGGGUUACUAUAAACCAUCUGAGUUGCUUUGUUUGUCUAGCAGCUUCUACGAUAAAAGGGUACCUUCGGGUCAAUCUCCGCAAACAUUUGGGCCAAUUUCGAAAGCUAAGGCUUUGACCAACUUUGACAUGGCGUAG